This is a messenger RNA of Oncorhynchus gorbuscha (pink salmon), 7998 nucleotides long. RefSeq names its product phosphatidylinositol 4-kinase alpha-like. Gene Ontology annotation, molecular function: 1-phosphatidylinositol 4-kinase activity. The transcript is spliced from 51 exons. Gene Ontology annotation, biological process: phosphatidylinositol phosphate biosynthetic process; phosphatidylinositol-mediated signaling. Lineage: Eukaryota; Metazoa; Chordata; Actinopteri; Salmoniformes; Salmonidae. The coding region runs from base 119 to 6406 and encodes 2095 amino acids. The record is from RefSeq and is a predicted model, not a curated record. Gene Ontology annotation, cellular component: plasma membrane; cytoplasm.
GCUGUGGUAACUAGUGACAGCCGUCUACUAGGCACUAACGUUGGGUGCUAGCUUGUCCUCUUCGCAGCGGUAAAAGCUGUAUAAUGUUCUUACUACCCGUUUGUCUUGAUUCGUAAACAUGUCUGCAAAAGGAGUAGGAACGAGGGGUUUUUAUUUCAACACUGUAUUGUCCCUGGCGCGUUCUUUGGCCGCACACCGCCCAGCACCGAUAGAUAAGGUCCAAAAGCUUCAAUGCAUGUGUCCAGUGGACUUCCGAGGGGUGUUCCAGCUGGACGAGAGGAGGAGGGAUGCGGUCCUAGCUCUGGGUAUCUUCCUGGUCAAAUCUGACCUACAGCACAAAGACUCUAUUGUCCCCUACCUGCUGGGGCUGCUGAAGGGACUUCCCAGAGUCCAGUGGAUCGAAGAAAGCUCUGGAAGCAAAGGGCGGGAUAUCCUUCCGGUGGCAGAGAACUUCUGCUUCUGUCUGGUCACUCUUCUGUCAGACGUGGCCCAGCGAGAUGACACCCUGCGAGGACAGAUCGUGGAGGCCGUCAUGGACAUAAUGCAGGUCCUGCUGGACAUCUGCUUGAACUCAGAGGGACAUGAUAAAGAAUACCUGUGCAGGUACACUGUGCCCUGCUUGUUGGGUGUGGCCCGGGCCUUUGGUCGCUAUAGCAACACGGAGGAGCCCCUGCUGUCCAAGCUGUUUCCGCGGACAGAAGCCCCGCCAGUGUCCACUGGCAAUGAUGUCGACCCAUCACGACGGCGCUCCUUCAACGACUUCCGCUCCAUCAUGCCUGCCUCGCUGCUCACAGUCUGUCAGGGAGACACCAUCAGACGCAAAGGAAGCUCCGUGUCCAGCAUAUCACAACAGGCCAGUCCAGAGAGAGCAGGACUCACCCCCAGCUCCCCAGCUGACCCCUCAGCACAGUACUUUGAAGGCUCCUAUCUCCCUGAUGGUAGUGCUGUGGACCCAGACUAUUACUUCUCCACCAUCAGUUCUAGUUUCUCUGUGUCUCCUCUGUUUACGGGCAGUGCCCAGGGAGAGUUUGACGUCCCUCUGGACGUUCUGCGCCAGCUCCUCAACAUGGUUGAGCAGUUUGUCUCUGAAUCCUUUCUGAAAACACUGGAUAACACCCUGCAGGAACUUCUGGAGUUGAACCCAGGGAUGCACCUGCACUAUAGGACCUUCAGUGACCCUCUGUAUGUGACCAUCUUCAAGAUGCUCAGAGACACGCUGUACAACCUGAAAGACCUGCAGACAGGCUAUGUGAAGGAGGUUCAUGACUUUGUGCUGAAGCAGUUCAGUAGUAGCCAGUCAGAGCUGCAGAGGAUCCUACAUGAUGUAGAUCACCUCCACAGUGAACUGAGUCCUCUGAAGCUACGCUGCCAGGCUAACGCUGCCUGUGUCGACCUCAUGGUCUGGGCUGUCACUGAGGAGCAGGGAGCUGAGAACCUGUGUACCAAGCUGUCAGAGAAACUGCAGUCCAAGACCUCCAGUAAAGUUAUCAUCGCUCACAUUCCCCUGCUCGUCUGCUGUCUACAGGGUUUGGGUCGUCUCUGUGAGCGGUUCCCGGUGGUGGCCCACUCUGUCACCACGUCUCUCAGAGACUUCCUGGUGGUCCCCUCACCUGUCCUUGUAAAGCUGUACAAGUACCACAGCCAGAACACCACAGGGACUGGCGAGAUCAAGAUCCAUGUGACCAAUGAGCACUCCCAGUCUACGUUCAGUACUCACGCUAAUAAGAAGAGCCAGCCCUCCAUGUACGAACAGCUCCGAGACAUCUCCAUUGACAACAUCUGCAGGUGUCUGAAGGCAGGUCUGACUAUGGACAGUGUUAUAGUGGAGGCUUUCCUGGCCAGCCUGUCCAACCGUCUCUACAUCUCUCAGGAGAAUGACAAGGAGGCCCAUCUGAUCCCAGACCACACCAUCAGAGCGCUGGGUCACAUCGCGGUGGCUCUGAGGGACACGCCACGCGUCAUGGAGCCCAUCCUGCAGAUCCUACAGCAGAAGUUCUGCCAGCCACCGUCACAGCUAGACGUACUCAUUAUAGAUCAGCUGGGAUGCAUGGUCAUCACUGGGAACCAAUAUAUCUACCAGGAGGUGUGGAACCUGUUCCAGCAGAUCAGUGUGAAGGCCUCCUCCAUGGUCUACUCCACCAAGGACUACAAGGACCAUGGAUACAGACACUGUUCCCUGGCUGUGAUCAAUGCAUUAGCUAACAUAGCUGCCAACCUGGCAACCGAGCAGAUGGUUGAUGAGUUGCUGGUCAACCUACUGGAGCUGUUUGUCCAGCUAGGACUGGAGGGAAAGAGGGCCAGCGAGAGGGCUUCGGACAAGGGCCCUGCACUGAAGGCAUCGAGCAGUGCUGGAAACCUUGGAGUACUCGUUCCUGUUAUUGCUGUGCUGACGAAGCGUCUACCGCCCAUCAAGGAAGCGAAGCCUCGUCUACAGAAGCUGUUCAGAGACUUCUGGCUCUACUCUGUGGUGAUGGGUUUCGCUGUUGAGGGAUCAGGUCUGUGGCCAGAGGAGUGGUAUGAGGGAGUGUGUGAGAUCGCCACCAAGUCUCCCCUCCUCACCUUCCCCAGUGGAGAACCUCUACGCUCUGAACUACAGUACAACUCUGCCCUGAAGAACGACACAGUCACAGCGGCGGAGCUGAAUGACCUGAGGAGCACCAUUAUAAACCUGCUAGAUCCUCCUCCUGAGGUGUCUGCUCUCAUCAACAAACUAGACUUCGCCAUGUCUACCUACCUACUGUCUGUCUACAGGCUGGAGUACAUGAGGAUGCUGCGCGCUCUGGACUCUGACCGUUUCCAGGUGAUGUUCCGCUACUUUGAGGACAGAGCCAUCCAGAAGGACAAGUCUGGUAUGAUGCAGUGUGUGAUAGCGGUGGGGGACAAGGUGUUUGAGGUCUUCCUACACAUGAUGGCUGAGAAGCCGAAGACUAAAGCCCAUGAGGAGGAGUUGGAGCGCCACGCUCAGUUCCUAUUGGUCAACUUCAACCACGUCCACAAGCGGAUCCGUAGGGUGGCCGACAAAUACCUGUCAGGUCUGGCCGAAACGUUCCCUCACCUGCUGUGGAGUGGCCGUGUACUGAAGACGAUGCUGGACAUCCUGCAGACUCUCUCCCUUUCCCUCAGUGCAGACAUCCAUAAGGACCAGCCUUACUAUGACAUCCCAGACACCCCCUACAGGAUCACUGUGCCAGACACAUACGAGGCCAGAGAGAGCAUAGUGAAGGACUUUGCUGCUCGCUGCGGGGAGAUCCUGAAGGAGGCCAUGAAGUGGGCCCCCUCUGUCACCAAGUCACACCUACAGGAGUACCUAAACAAGCAUCAGAACUGGGUGUCCGGUCUGUCCCAGCACACUGGCCUGGCCAUGGCAACAGAGAGCAUCCUGCACUUCGCUGGCUACAACAGACAGAGCACUACACUAGGGAUCACCCAGCUGACAGAAAGGCCAGCCUGUGUGAAGAAGGACUACUCCAACUUCAUGGCUUCACUCAACCUGAGAAACCGCUAUGCCGGAGAGGUGGCAGGUAUGAUCCAUUUCAGUAAGGCAGUGCGUAGCCAGUCAGACCUGUCCAGGCUGAUGGUCAGACAGACGACAGAGGCUCUAGAUGCCCAGAACCCUGAGGCCUUCACUGAGAACAUGUUCAAACUGGCAGCACUGCUCAUCAGCACUAAAGAAUGUGAUCCUCAGCUGCUGCACCACCUGUGUUGGUCUCCUCUGAAGAUGUUUACAGAACACGGCAUGGAGACGGCUAUCGCCUGCUGGGAGUGGCUGCUGGCUGCUCGCACAGGAGUAGAGGUCCCGUUCAUGCGUGAGAUGGCGGGGGCGUGGCAGAUGACAGUGGAGCUGAAGAUGGGCUUGUUCUCUGAUGCGCAGGUGGAGGCUGAUCCCCUAGCAGCCUCGGAGGAGAGUCAGCCUGUCCCUUGUCCCCCCGCCGUCACACCUCACUGCAUUUGGAUAGAGUUCUUGGUCCAAAGGUUUGAGAUAGCUAAGUAUUCCAGUGAAGACCAGGUGGAGAUAUUCGGCAGCCUAUUACAACGCUCGCUCUCCCUCAAUGUGGGCGGAGCCAAGAGCAACCUCAACCGCCACGUAGCCGCCAUCGGACCCCGCUUCAGGCUCCUUACUCUGGGUCUAGCACUGCUCCAUUCUGACGUAGUCACCAACGCCACCAUCAGGAAUGUCCUCCGAGAGAAGAUCUACUCCACCGCCUUCGACUACUUCAGUGCCCCCCCUAAGUUCCCUACCCAGGGGGACAAGCGUCUGCGUGAGGACAUCAGCUUCAUGAUCCGUUUCUACGCCAGCAUCCUGUCAGACAAGAAGUACCUGGCGGCGUGCCAGCUGGUCCCUCCCGACAACCAGGACCCGUCGUUGAACAGUCUGUCAGUGAUGACGGCCCAGGAGCCCAGGAGCACCAUGUCUCAUGACUCCCGCUCCCAGCAGAGUGGCCAGAGUGGCUGGAUCAACACCUACCCUCUGUCCUCUGGCAUGUCCACCACCUCCAAGAAGUCAGGCAUGUCUAAGAAGAGUAACAGAGGGACUCAGCUCCAUAAGUACUACAUGAAGCGUCGGACCCUGCUGCUGGCCUUACUGGCCAGUGAGAUUGAGCGGUUGACUACCUGGUACAACCCUCUGUGCACCCAGGAGUUGGCCAUUGCUACAGAACAGUCCGUGGAGACCAGCAUCGCCAACUGGAGGUCCAAGUACAUCAGCCUCAGUGAGAAACAGUGGAAAGACAAUGUCAACCUGGCCUGGGGUAUAUCUCCUUACCUGGCUAUGCAGCUACCAGCCAGGUUUAAGAACGAUGUGAUCGUGGCUGAGGUGACCCGGCUGGUAAGGCUGGACCCUGGAGCGGUCAGCGACGUACCUGAGGCUGUCAAGUUCCUGGUGACAUGGCACACCAUUGAUGCAGAUUCUCCAGAGCUGAGUCAUAUCCUGUGUUGGGCUCCUGCUGACCCUCCCACCGGCCUGUCCUACUUCUCUUCCAUGUACCCCCCUCACCCCCUUACUGCUCAGUAUGGGGUCAAAGUACUACGGUCCUUUCCUCCGGAUGCCAUCCUGUUCUACAUUCCUCAGAUUGUUCAGGCCCUGCGCUAUGACAAGAUGGGGUAUGUGAGGGAGUACAUCCUGUGGGCGGCCCAGAAGUCUCAGCUGUUGGCCCACCAGUUCAUCUGGAACAUGAAGACUAACAUCUACCUGGACGAGGAGGCACACCAUAAAGACCCCGACAUCGGGGAUCUGUUGGAGGAGAUGGUUGAGGAGAUAAUAGGUGCUCAGUCUGGUGCAGCUAAAGACUUUUUCCAGAGAGAGUUUGACUUCUUCGACAAAAUCACCAACGUAUCUGCCAUCAUCAAGCCCACCCCAAAGGGAGAUGAGAGGAAGAGGGCCUGUCUCAAAGCUCUGUCUGACAUCAAAGUCCAGCAAGGCUGCUACCUGCCCAGUAAUCCAGAGGCCAUCGUAUUGGACAUCGACUACAAGUCUGGAACACCCAUGCAGAGUGCUGCCAAGGCCCCGUACCUGGCUAAGUUCAAGGUGAAACGUUGUGGGGUCAGUGAGCUGGAGAAAGAGGGUCUGCGUUGUCAGACUGACUCCCAGGACGUGGAGUCGGGUGAAGAUGUAGCUCGCAGGAUCGUCUGGCAGGCCGCCAUCUUUAAAGUGGGAGACGACUGCAGACAGGACAUGCUGGCUCUCCAGAUCAUUGGUCUGUUUAAGAACAUCUUCCAACUUGUGGGUCUGGACCUGUUUGUGUUUCCCUACAGAGUUGUGGCUACUGCCCCUGGGUGUGGUGUGAUUGAGUGUAUCCCAGACUGUAAAUCCCGUGACCAACUGGGCAGACAGACAGACUUUGGGAUGUAUGACUACUUCAGAAACCAGUAUGGAGAUGAGUCCACUCUGGCCUUCCAGAAGGCGAGGUAUAACUUCAUCCGUAGUAUGGCUGCUUACAGCCUGCUGCUCUUCCUGCUACAAAUCAAAGAUAGACACAACGGGAACAUCAUGCUGGACAGCAAGGGACACCUUAUCCACAUAGACUUUGGCUUCAUGUUUGAGAGUUCUCCUGGUGGUAACCUGGGCUGGGAGCCGGACAUCAAGCUGACAGAUGAGAUGGUGAUGAUCAUGGGAGGCAAGAUGGAAGCCACUCCCUUCAAAUGGUUCAUGGAGCUGUGUGUCAGGGGGUACCUGGCCGUCAGGCCCUACAUGGAUGCAGUGGUGUCUCUAGUCACUCUGAUGCUGGACACUGGACUACCGUGCUUCAGAGGACAGACCAUCAAACUGCUCAAGCAGCGGUUCAACCCCAGUAUGAGUGAGAAGGAGGCGGCUGCUUUCAUCAUCAAGGUCAUCCAGAGCUGCUUCCUCAGCAGCAGGAGCAAGACCUAUGAUAUGCUUCAGUAUUACCAGAACCAGAUCCCAUACUGAAGACCUGCUGCAGUAUUAUCACAUACCUGUCUGAUAUGAGUUCUUAUUCCUUAUAUAGGCAGUAACCUCUUCUUUAGACUCUAUGUAAGGUCAGAGGUUGUCCUAUAUACUAAGUAAUUAUCCUUGGCUUGCUAGCCAGCUAGCGUCCAGCAACUUAUGCACUUUAUAGAUCGCUGUAUUUCACCCACCUGAUUGGACCCUGAUCAAGAGCUGUUAUGCUAGACUAGAGAAAUCACACUAACCAAUCAACCAAACAACCAAUCACACAACCUGUAACUGAACUCCAAUACAAUCAGCAAAUCCCACGAUCAUAAUCCAUAUAUCACAUAUCAAUGUCUUGAUGCAAUCACAUAGUGAGUGUCCCCGUCCUGUAGUCAAAAGCCAUGAGUAGAUAUUUUCUCUGGGGACAUUUCUAAUGGUGGAGCUAUUGACUAUAUCUGUCUUGAGUCAGUCACAUACUGUGUGUGUAUCCGCCCCAAGGUUGGUGGGUCCAGUACAGAAUAAACCAGUGUUGUUUACCUAAUAACCCACUAACUCUGCAUGUCUCAUGACCAGACCUUCUAGUAGUAACAUUCUUAAACAGGUGUGUGUGUGUGAGAGAUUCUGUUUGGAGACAUUCCUCUUUCUGCACAAAGGAAGAUUUUAUUCACCUUCAAUCCUGUAGUUGAAUCUCCGGGAUUUGUGUUUAGUAUUACAAUGGUGGUGGUGAUUUUACAAUGACAAUGAAGACUCAAAAAGCCAUUUCUCUAAACCUUGGCACAAACAGAAGGGUGGUAAUUACAUGACAACUAUACUCCUCUGAUGUUAUGCUAGAUGUUACCUUCUUAAUGUGUGUCAACAUAUGAGAUUGCUGUCAUAAUCUCUUCAGAAACCCUUCUGUUUAUGAAGAUAUUUUAGUUGGUAGUCUGUAAAGAUAAUUCAUCUUACAUCUAUCAUUUUAGAUUAGAUGGUAUAUAUUAUUUUUGAUCUGAAUGGAUAUGUUAUUAUUUUACUUGGGGUAUUUCAUCUUAAACAUCCAUGUAUGUAUUACAGAGUAUGUUUGUAAUAUAACGUGGGCGGCAGGUCAGCUAGCGGCGAGGAACCGAAAGGUCGCUGGUGUGAAUGCCCCCAGCUGACUAGGUAUCUACCAAUGUGCCCUUGAGCAAGACACUUAUUCAUAGUGACUUACAGGAGCAAUUAGGGUUGAUAGUGUCUGCUAAAUGAGUAAAAAUUGACAUGUGAAGUAUAUUACGGUGUACUGUAUUUCAGGGCUCUACAGUGUAACCAUUUUACUCACAUAUGCGCCUAAAUGUUCUGCUGUGUGACCUGGAGGUUUAAUGUAGGCGUACCAGUGCACCUAGAAAAUUUUUAACGAUUCUAGCUUUAAUACUUCAAAUAUUUUUCAUUGUGCGUAUUCUUUGUGCUUACAUUUUUCAACUUAGGUGCACACGUGCUCAUUGUAAAAAAAGAUCAGCGUAGAGAGCCCUGCUAUGUACUGUAGGUUCUAAUGGCUAACAGGACAUGCAUUUCAGACCAAUGGGAUGAUAAAGAGCUGUUCCAUUAUUAGUAUUUUUAUUAGACUGUUGUAUUGUGAUAAAGUACUGAAACAUAAA